GAGGACUCCUUAAAAAUGUUUCCUUGCGUGUCUGGCUCAUACGGGGAAGCAGAAAGCUUUAGGGUUCAGACAGCUUAGAAAAGCCACUCCUCCCCCCAGAGAGAACCGCUGGAUCCGGAGGCGAUUGGAGGUUCCAAAUUCUCUGCACCUUUGCAGGAAGCACAUAAACCCCAAAAUGGCACGUUCUGGACGACCAUUGCUCUCCCUCAUCCGCACAGGUCUCCUGUUAGCAAUUGUUUUAUUACCAGAGUUUCUGGGGGCCGUUCCAGUGGGGCAGAACAAGCAGGAAGAAGCAGCUGCAAUAUCUGAUGAUGUGAAAACAGAGGCAAUGGCCAACUUGAAAAAGCUGGUCCGCAACAGAAGGAAUGUCCCCGUCUUGGCGGUGCCCCAGUUCAAUCGUGCGUCUGACUUCUGGGGAUGGUACAAGUACUUUAUGGAAACCCACAACCAGGAGGGGGUGGAGGACCUGGAUCGUCUGUAUCUGGCCUAUUUGCAAAACAAGCACAGAUCCGAGGAGGAGCCCACCUUCAAUCACUACCUCAAACAUCUCAGUGAAAUAUACAAAACCUGUGCUGAUUCCGAUGACCCAGAAUGCAUAGCUGAGUUUACUAGUAAGCCCAAAGCCACAGUGGUCAUGCCUGCCCCUUUCAAGGCUGCUCCUAUCAGGAUGUGCAACCCUUACCUCGACCCCUACUGCCUUUACCCCAUUUCCUCCCAGCCUGCUGUCCCAGAGCCUGAACCAGCUCCGGUCAAGGUACCAGCUCCCAUCCUCACCCCUGUGCUGCCUAUGCCUCUGAGGGGCCCCACUGGUUACUAUUACUACGCUCCGGUCUUGGAGCCCUUCCUGAGCGCUGAGCAGAGGUCUGAUUUGCUCAGGAUCUGCCAACCUGAGGAUGUAGAAUGCUUGCAGUAUCACCUAAGAGCAGCAUUUGGGUACCGCCCGGUGCUGGGUCCAGCUCCUUCCUAUGCGGCCCUCAAAUGCGACCCCAAAGACCCGUACUGCAUGCCCCCUCUGGUGCAGAAGGCCCCCACUGGCUUCUACCACCUGAUGUACCCUAGCUGUGACCCGUCAGUGGAUCCUCUUUGCGUCAGUAAGGUUGCUGCUCCUGCUCCGCUCGCUGCUGGGGAGGCACCCAAAGAGCAGCACUGCAACCCCCUCUUUGAUGCGGGCUGCAACCCGCUGACUGCCACAAGGCUCUCUGGUCUCACCAAACCCGUCUUGGAGUACGCCCCCAAGGAUAAGCCUAUACCUCCUGCAUCUCCCUUGAAUUGUGACCCAAGAACCAACCCGUACUGCAUACUGGCAGCUGCUGCCGCCCUGCGCAGGCCUCCUCCACAGCUCCCUGAGCACCAGGUCCGCUACCAGCUUGGCGUCCGCGGCAAGACCAGGGAAGGCUACGACUGCUAUGUGAACUAUGACAAGGACUGCACCCCAGUCAAGUCUGGGUCUGAGGCUUCGGCACCCUUCUGCCAUCCUUACGAUCCAAAAUGUGGAAAGUUCGCUCCACCAGCCAGCAUCGAGGCCCCAAAGCUCGGAAAGGACGGCAUUAUCCUUCCUGAUCCCGACUGUGACCCUGAGUAUGACUACAACUGCCGAUUGCGCCGCUCCGAACCCGCUGCCUCUGCCGAUGAGCCCAUUGCUGAUGAAGAAAAUGCUGCAGAUGAACCUGCCAAGGAAGCUGCAGUCCAACAGUAUGCUGUCCCACGCUUUGAGGACUUCCUCAGGGGUGUCCUGAGCCAGCAAUAAAUCUUAGCUCAGCAGUCUCACAGGUGGAAAUGGAGUUCUAAUGAAAAUUCAUAUGAACUUUAUGAGCCAAAACAUGUUUACAUUAUCAUCAAGGCCUUACCAAGAUUUAGAAGGAAAUCCCACAAUAAUGAAGCUUCAAACAGCAACACAGACAGUCUGAAAAUUUUCUACUUUAGGUCAAAGAUUGAACCAAGCAACAUUUACCGCUGCAUUACGAGAAAAUUGCGCAUUAAAUAAUUCAUCUUUGGAUGUUUGUAGAAAAAACUUUUAUGUAUAGAUGUAUAAUAGAGAAGUACAGUUAGGUUGUAUUUGAUCCACUGUGUAUUUAAUGCUGUUUUCUCCAGUUUUCUGUAAAGCCAAAAGUCUUAAAACUUCAUCUGUUCAAUUUUUAUCCACUUUUAAAUAAAUAAUAAGAUGGCUGAA
This is a messenger RNA of Girardinichthys multiradiatus, 2170 nucleotides long. RefSeq names its product actinodin2 (gene and2). The coding region runs from base 176 to 1747 and encodes 523 amino acids. NCBI's taxonomy places the organism in Eukaryota, Metazoa, Chordata, Actinopteri, Cyprinodontiformes, Goodeidae. The transcript has 6 exons. The record is from RefSeq and is a predicted model, not a curated record.